This is a messenger RNA of Mustela lutreola (European mink), 6289 nucleotides long. RefSeq names its product forkhead box G1 (gene FOXG1). The transcript has a single exon. Gene Ontology annotation, cellular component: nucleus. Gene Ontology annotation, molecular function: sequence-specific double-stranded DNA binding; DNA-binding transcription factor activity. NCBI's taxonomy places the organism in Eukaryota, Metazoa, Chordata, Mammalia, Carnivora, Mustelidae. The record is from RefSeq and is a predicted model, not a curated record. The coding region runs from base 1932 to 3398 and encodes 488 amino acids. Gene Ontology annotation, biological process: regulation of transcription by RNA polymerase II.
CUUCCCAGUUCUAAAGCCCAAGAAGCUGGGAUUGUGGGACCCACGUACCCAAGGCUUCUAGUUGCCUUCCAUCUGCAUUCAGAGUGGGAAUGGGCUGGCUUCAGCAUGCGGUUAUUUCAGCAUUAAGGCCCCCACAAAUCAAAAGCAUUUGAGAAACGGAGAGAAAAAAAAAAGAAAACGGGGGGGGGGUGAAAACAGGAAGGCUUUAAAAAAAAAAAAAAAACACGGAAAGAAAUAGCCGCCCACCCUUAUUUUCCCUCCAAUGUCAACAAGCAAAAUGAAACAUUUCCAGGGUGAUCGCUCGCGGCUACUCGCUUCCAAUUCGGAUUAGAAGCUGAGGAGACGCUCGAGCGGCGAAGAGAAAACGACACCGAGUCACCCAGCGUGUGAGCGACGGUCUGGAGCAGGAGAGAAGGGGAAGGAAGAGACACAUAUACAUAGCAUGUGUUACCUGGUUUAUUUCGAGAUUGUUUGGUAUUGUUUUCUCUCUGAGCACCCCUCCUUUCGGAAGGCUCUCAUAGGCGCCCACCACUGAGCCGCCCCCGCCCGCCGCCGCAGCGCCGGGACCCCAGGCCCGGCUUCCCCGCGGCGCCCGAGCUCCGAGCUCGCCGCCGCCCGGCCGCAGGAACUGAGUAAGUAACCCCUGUUUGGCCCCCGCGCUCGCCAGCCCACUUCCUCCUCCUCAUCCCUUCGUUUCCAAACCCCAUCCAGACCCUCCUCCCCCCAAGGUGCAGGACACCCCCCUCCCCACACCAGGGGUGGGCCUUCCCUCCCCAACCAUCCAAAGCCUCGCUGGAGUGUUACCUACAAGGGGCACAAUUUUCCUACGGGCUCAGAAAUGCCGACCCGGGCCUGCAGGGCCGACUCGGGAAAGGAGCGCCUCGCCUCUUCCUCCUCCAUUUCCUGCCCUGUCCUUGCAUCCUCUCCCUGCACUCCCACUCUUCGCUCCACCACCGCUGCCGCCGCCGCCCCCGCUUUAAAAAAAAAAUAAAUAAAAUUGAAUACAAACUUUAAUCAAUAACGACAAAUAUUGACGCUCAAAAGAAAAUGACCCAAGACAGUGAGAAGGCAGCCAGAAGUGUGAGAUAUUUGUCCUAAGAGGGGGAUUUCGGUUGGGCAGACCCGCAGGGUGGAGGGGGUGGAGGGGGCGCAGAGAAGGGCCUCGGCGCAGCGUGCUCCCGGCGGCGUAUCCCUGCGCGGCUCCGCGCGGCCGCGAGGCCCAGGCCCGCGGUGAGGGGGAGGCGAGCGCCGAGGGGGCGGGAGCCAGCGGGCGGGGCGGGGGUGGGUGGGCCCAGAUCCGCCGAUUGGUCGACGGCAGGAGAGACGCUCCCGCACGCCGCCAGCUCUGAUUGGCCCAGCGGUAGGAAAGGUUAAACCAAAAAUUUUUUUACAGCCCUAGUGUGCGCCUGUAGCUCGGAAAAUUAAUUGUGGCUAUAGCCGCCUCGAUCGCUGUCUCCCCAGCCUCGCCGCGGCCGCUCCGGGACGCGCCCGCCCGCCGCCCGGCUCUCCCCCCCUUUGGGCUGCUGCUGCUGCUGCUGUGACUGCUGCUGCGAGAGGAGGAGGAGGAGGAAGCAGCAGAAGGGGGGGGGAGCGGGGGGUGGGGGGGAGACCAAGAAGUAGAGUUGGGAGCGAGGGAGCUUCACCCCCGGGGCGGUGGUUGUUUCUUUUUUCUCUUUCUUUCUUUUUUUCUUUUCCUUUUUUUUUUUUUUUUUUUUCUUCUAAUUCCUGAGGGGUGGUUGCUGCUUUUGCUACAUGACUUGCCAGCGCCGGAGCCUGCGGUCCAACUGCGCUGCUGCCGGAGCGCUCAGUGCCACCGCCGCCGCCCGCGCCGCCCGCGCCCCGCUCGGCACCCACCGGUCGCCGCCGCCCGCCGCGCCGCUGUCCCGCUCCCGCGCCGCCGCCGCCGCCGUUUCCCCCCCGACGACUGGGUGAUGCUGGACAUGGGAGAUAGGAAAGAGGUGAAAAUGAUCCCCAAGUCCUCGUUCAGCAUCAACAGCCUGGUGCCAGAGGCGGUCCAGAACGACAACCACCACGCAAGCCACGGCCACCACAACAGCCACCACCCCCAGCACCACCACCACCACCACCACCACCACCAUCACCCGCCGCCGCCCGCCCCGCAACCGCCACCGCCACCGCAGCAGCAGCCGCCGCCGCCGCCGCCGCCGCCCCAGGCACCGCAGCCCCCCCAGGCGCGGGGCGCCCCGGCAGCCGACGACGACAAGGGCCCCCAGCAGCUGCUGCUCCCGCCGCCGCCGCCGCCGGCCGCCGCCCUGGACGGGGCCAAAGCGGACGGGCUGGGCGGCAAGGGCGAGCCGGGCGGCGGGCCCGGGGAGCUGGCGCCCGUCGGGCCGGACGAGAAAGAGAAGGGCGCCGGCGCCGGGGGGGAGGAGAAGAAGGGGGCGGGCGAGGGCGGCAAGGACGGGGAGGGGGGCAAGGAGGGCGAGAAGAAGAACGGCAAGUACGAGAAGCCGCCGUUCAGCUACAACGCACUCAUCAUGAUGGCCAUCCGGCAGAGCCCGGAGAAGCGGCUCACGCUCAACGGCAUCUACGAGUUCAUCAUGAAGAACUUCCCCUACUACCGCGAGAACAAGCAGGGCUGGCAGAACUCCAUCCGCCACAACCUGUCCCUCAACAAGUGCUUCGUGAAGGUGCCCCGCCACUACGACGACCCGGGCAAGGGCAACUACUGGAUGCUGGACCCGUCGAGCGACGACGUGUUCAUCGGCGGCACCACGGGCAAGCUGCGGCGCCGCUCCACCACGUCGCGGGCCAAGCUGGCCUUCAAGCGCGGGGCGCGCCUCACCUCCACCGGCCUCACCUUCAUGGACCGCGCCGGCUCCCUCUACUGGCCCAUGUCGCCCUUCCUGUCCCUGCACCACCCCCGCGCCAGCAGCACUUUGAGUUACAACGGCACCACGUCGGCCUACCCCAGCCACCCCAUGCCCUACAGCUCCGUGUUGACUCAGAACUCGCUGGGCAACAACCACUCCUUCUCCACGGCCAACGGCCUGAGCGUGGACCGGCUGGUCAACGGGGAGAUCCCGUACGCCACGCACCACCUCACGGCCGCCGCGCUCGCUGCCUCGGUGCCCUGCGGCCUGUCGGUGCCCUGCUCCGGGACCUACUCCCUCAACCCUUGCUCGGUCAACCUGCUUGCGGGCCAGACCAGUUACUUUUUCCCCCACGUCCCGCACCCGUCAAUGACUUCGCAGAGCAGCACGUCCAUGAGCGCCCGGGCCGCGUCCUCCUCCACAUCUCCGCAGGCCCCCUCGACCCUGCCCUGUGAGUCUUUAAGACCCUCUUUGCCAAGUUUCACGACGGGACUGUCCGGGGGACUGUCUGAUUAUUUCACACAUCAAAAUCAGGGGUCUUCUUCCAACCCUUUAAUACAUUAACAUCCCGGGGACCAGACUGUAAGUGAACGUUUUACACACAUUUGCAUUGUAAAUGAUAAUUAAAAAAUAAGUCCAGGUAUUUUUUAUUAAGCCCCCCCCCAUUUCUGUACGUUUGUUCAGUCUUUAGGAUUGUUUAUUAUUCUAACAAGGUGUGGAGUGUCAGCGAGGUGCAAUGUGGGGAGAAUACACUGUAGAAUAUAAGGUUUGGAAGUCAAAAUUAUAGUAGAAUGUGUAUCUAAAUAGUGACUGCUUUGCCAUUUCAUUCAAACCUGACAAGUCUAUCUCUUAAGAGCCACCAGAUUUCCAUGUGUGCAGUAUUAUAAGUUAUCAUGGAUCUUUAUGGUGGAUGCAGACCUUGAGAACAACCUAAAUUAUGGGGAGAGUUUUAAAAUGUUAAACUGUAAUUUGUAUUUAAGAAGCAUUCGUAGUAAAGGUGCCCAGGAAAUUAUUUUGGCCAUUUAUUGUUUUGUCCUUUUCUUUAAAAAACUGUUUUUUUUUUCCUUUUGUUUACUUUUAGACCAAAGAUUGGGUUCUAAAAUGCACUUGGUAUGCUAAGUAUUAAAAAACAAAAAAACAAAAAAACAAAAAAAAAAAAACAAAAAAAGGAAAGUUGUUUCAGUUGGCAGCACUGCCCAUUCAAAUGAAUCGGAAGGGGACAAAAUUAAUGAUUGCCUUCAGUUUGUGUUGUGUAUAUUUUGAUGUAUGUGGUCACUAACAGGUCACUUUUAUUUUUUCUAAAUGUAGUGAUAUGUUAAUACCUAUUGUACUUAUAGGUAAACCUUGCAAAUAUGUAACCUGUGUUGCGCAAAUGCCGCAUAAAUUUGAGUGAUUGUUAAUGUUGUCUUAAAAUUUCUUGAUUGUGAUACUGUGGUCAUAUGCCCGUGUUUGUCACUUACAAAAAUGUUUACUAUGAACACACAGAAAUAAAAAAUAGGCUAAAUUCAUAUAUAUCUUGAUACUUUUGUCUCUUUUAUUAAAUAGAGCUAAUUUUUAAAAGACCAUUAAAGUUCUAGGGAAUUCAGAGGCUUUUUCAGCCAACUAAAAUUUAACUGCUCCUUCAUUUGAAUUGAGACUUUAAAAAUUAAAAUAGUAUUUUUUUCCAUUGUGGAAUCAAAUUUUACAAGGAGCAGGCUAUUUAAUAAACACAGCUUUAAAGAAAGUAUAGGCUUUUCAGCUGAUAUCUUCAAGUUUCUGUAGAUAUACAGCAAAAAAAAAAUAAUUUUAUGUGCAUAGCUAUUUACCUUGUGUUUAUUUUCAAAUCAGUUGAUAGAAUGCUUUUUAUAUAUUUUGUUUCAGGUAUCUUGUUUAUAGCAUUUGGCAAAUUAUAAAUAAAUAUAUGUAUAUGGUUAGAUAGAAGUGAAUAUAAUGCACACAUAUGUAAUAUAUAUAUAGACACACAGAGCCCUUCAGUUCAGGUAAAAUUUGCGCUAUGAAUGCUGCAAAUAUUUUUGUUUAAAUAUUUGUAUUUAUACUUUCUAAGUCAGCAUUUAUUUUUGUGGCUGUUUACCCACAAUGAAAGAGUUCUAAUAAAGAUGUGCUGAAGUUGCAAUAUAGAUUUGCUGAAGUGAUCACCUGUUGUAAUGACUUUCAGAUCAAUGUUUAUAUUUUAUUUUUAAUUAUAACAACUUAAAAUUCUAGAUGUUCAGAAGAAGUAAAAUGCCUCUCUCUCCUUUUCUUUCAUUUUUACAACAUAGAGGUAUUUAUUUGAUUCCCUUUUAAAUGUCUGUAUAAUUUAAUCUAGAGAUUUGUUCCUUUUGCUUACAGUCAUAAUUUUGUUUUAACUUACAGUAUACAUAUGCAUGCAUAUAUAUGCAUAUAUAUCAAUCUGAAACAAAAAACAUUUUUUGAAUUGUUUCAGCAUCCCAAUUGCUAUGGCUCCAGAAAAUAAUUAGAAAACCUAAGUAAAAGGUUUAGUAACUAAUUGGAUCCUGUGGAGAGUCUAUGGAGGACAAGUUGUUCAUUUGUUACAAUUGUAUAGUCUGAAAUGUGUUCUGCAGUAAUGCAAUAAGCUGGCUACUUCUUACAAUGGGCCCAAUGAAAAAUAAUCUGUCCCCAAGAUGUUAUCGGCAAACACUUAAGAGAGUUGCUCAGGGGGGAAAAAAAAGGAAAAAAAAAAAAAAAAGAAAAAGCUUAGGAGAAGCAAGCUGACUCAAAUAGAUUGAAAUAGAAAUGCAGAAUAGUUAAUAUUGGGACACAGGGAUGGGUGGGUUGUGGAAGGGAGAGACAGAGGAAGAGAGAGACAGAAGAAAGGGAAAAAGGAUGGGGGGGGGGGCAUCUCCUACUACCAAAAAGAAAGAAAGAGAAAGGAAGGAAGGAAAAGAAAGAAAGAAGGAAAGAAAGAAAGAAAAGAGUGCUCUCAAAGAAAGAUAGAAAGAUAAAGUCCAGGAAAAUUAAAAGAGGUGGAACCAAAUAUACACAAAUGGGAAAUAGACUAAAAUAUACCAAGACAGCUAGUUUAAUUAUCUCCUCUAAGCAGACUGGACAUGAUUUUAUUUUCUUAGUAAGAGAGCAGUUUCAAGCAGAGGUCCAACUUCUUGAUAUCUAACAGUUCUUCAAAAUGAAGCAUAAAAGAAAAUUCCACAAAUAAAUUGUUUUAGAAGCUAAAUUUAUGACUGACAUUAAAAAUAGUAAUAGAGUCCAAGUGAAUGAGGUUAGGCAAGGGAAAUCCCCAUUACAUAUUUGUGAACCAAAACAGCUCAACGAAAUGCAUGUGUUUACACUAAAAAAGGUGAUGAUGUAUUGUUUGCUAUUACCAUGGAUUUUAUUUGUGGAAUAAGAAUGUAUUGGCACAGAAGAAAUAGUUUUUGCCUAUCAAAAGUUAAAAAGAAAGUUUAACUCUUGUAUUGUGGUAAAAGGGACAUAGAGAAGAAAGAGUUCCUCCAUGAGUGUUU